Molecule: messenger RNA, 669 nt
Organism: Rhinocladiella mackenziei CBS 650.93
Lineage: Eukaryota; Fungi; Ascomycota; Eurotiomycetes; Chaetothyriales; Herpotrichiellaceae
Exons: 2
Coding region: 1-669 (222 amino acids)
Source: RefSeq, a predicted model, not a curated record
AUGAGGGCUGUUCACAACAAGGAUAAGCUCCCGUGCAAAUAUUGCAGGGAGCUGUUCGCAGACGCCUCUAACAGGCGCCGGCACGAAAAAGCCUGCAACCGAGGACCAGCUGAUACCCGGGCCACCAAGUACUACAAAUGUGGCUGGAAAGGCUGCGAAAGGGCCCUUGGGGUCCGCAUCGACAACGCCAAACGACACAUGAAAUUUUGCAAGGAGAGAGUGGCCGGGGAGAAAGUCCCACCACCAGGACUUGUUGGUGGGAGGCAACGACAAAAUGGCCCUGUAGCCGUGGGCAGGGGAGGACAAACCCCACGAGCAGAGGAGUGCGCUCCUAUCGUACAGGAGUCCGCGUCCGCUCCUGUCCACGAUAUCCAAAAGCACACUCUUUUCAACUUUAUCGAAGGGGAUGCUCCUCUUCCACAGGAGUACGCUCCAGUUAACAGUGUCGGGGAAUAUGCUCCUUUGCCAAUCCAGGAAUACGUUCCUUUCCAAGGGGAGUACACUCCUCAAAAUGCUUUGGCUCAGGUGCCACCACCAACCAACGUGGCGCAACAGCAAUCCAGCCCUCUUGGAAUCCACCUUUGCGAUAUGUGGACCCCAAGAUCAUUAUAUUUUGUAUCCAGGGGCCCAGAAAAUGGACCGGGCUGCUAUGAUGUUGCGGAAAAUUAG